AUGAAGGCCUCCAUUCUCCCCCUGUUGGGCCUAAUCGCCCCUUCUUACCAGCAGAUGCUCCGCUUUUCCUGCUCCCAACUCCUCAUAACGCGCCUAGACCCCCUUGUGACCCCCGGCCUGCCGCAAUCCCCUCACGUCCACCAAAUUGUCGGCGGCAACGCCUUCAACGUCUCCAUGGACACCCUCACGCACGACCCAGCCCAGCUCUCUUCCUGCACGACCUGCACUUUUGCCGAAGACUUCUCCAACUACUGGACCCAGGUGUUAUAUUUUAGGGCACGAAACGGGACGUUUAAGAGGGUGAGGCAAUUCCCCAACGUGGGACUCAGGAGUGACGGGGGCAUGACGAUAUAUUACAUCCCCCCCUAUGAUGGAGUGAGUCGAGUCACGGCGUUCCGACCGGGGUUUAGGAUGCUCGUUGGGGACGCGAUGCUCAGAGAUAAGGACGGAAUGCAGCCGCAGCUGUGUCAUCGCUGUCUGGGUGAGGAUCCGUACGACGUCGUGGGCGCGCCGUGUCUUGGGCCAGGGGAUUCGGUCGAGCUGCCCACAAAGCCGUGUCCCGGGGGCAUUAGGACGACAGUGACGUUUCCGACUUGUUGGGAUGGACGGAAUGUGGAUAGUCCGGAUCAUAAGAGCCAUGUGGCGUAUCCGAAGGACGGUGUGAGCUUUGAAAUGGGGGGAGAGUGUCCGGAGAGCCAUCCGGUGAAGUUGCCGCAGUUGAUGUAUGAGGUUAUGUGGGAUACGAGGCCGUUUAAUGACCCGGAGCUGUGGCCUGAGGAUGGGUCGCAGCCGUUUGUGUGGAGUACCAACGAUACGGUCGGCUAUACGCAACAUGGCGACUACAUCUUCGGCUGGAAGGGCGACUCUCUACAACGCGCCCUCGACGCGCGCUGUGCAAACUCGGUGUGCCGGGAAUUGCGCACGCAAACGACCGAAGAGGCCAUGCGCUGCACGCUGCCGCAGAAUAUCCCCGAAGAUGUUGACGGAUAUAGGUCUUUGCUUUCGUUUCGCUUCUGCUGCCGAGAGUGUUGGGACCGCUGA
This is a messenger RNA of Thermochaetoides thermophila DSM 1495, 1041 nucleotides long. RefSeq lists its product as uncharacterized. The transcript has 3 exons. Lineage: Eukaryota; Fungi; Ascomycota; Sordariomycetes; Sordariales; Chaetomiaceae. The record is from RefSeq and is a predicted model, not a curated record. Bases 1 to 1041 code for a protein of 346 amino acids.